Calypte anna (Anna's hummingbird) is the source of this 539-nucleotide messenger RNA. RefSeq names its product RNA polymerase II subunit K (gene POLR2K). The coding region runs from base 160 to 399 and encodes 79 amino acids. Gene Ontology annotation, molecular function: DNA binding; DNA-directed RNA polymerase activity; zinc ion binding. The record is from RefSeq and is a predicted model, not a curated record. Gene Ontology annotation, cellular component: RNA polymerase I complex; RNA polymerase III complex; RNA polymerase II, core complex. NCBI's taxonomy places the organism in Eukaryota, Metazoa, Chordata, Aves, Apodiformes, Trochilidae. The transcript has 4 exons. Gene Ontology annotation, biological process: DNA-templated transcription.
CUCUUCCGCGUAAAAGCCCUGCGGGGCGGUGGGGGAGGCCUCGGUGCGGAACUGGGGGGACUGUGGCUGAGGAGCUGGGGGGAUGUGGUGGGGAGCUGGCCGCCGGGCUCCCUCCUUUGUGAGCUCUGAGAGACGCGAAAGGGUGGGUUUGCCUUUCUGAUGGGUGCGUGUGGCGUUCUUUCGGUCACGGUAGCGGGAUCGGCUCCUCACGCCUUAGCGAACAUGGAUUCACAGAAGGAUGUUCAGCCACCAAAGCAGCAGCCAAUGAUUUACAUUUGCGGAGAAUGUCAUACAGAAAAUGAAAUAAAGGCAAGAGAUCCUAUCAGAUGCAGAGAAUGUGGCUACAGAAUAAUGUACAAGAAAAGGACAAAAAGAUUGGUUGUUUUUGAUGCCCGAUGACUUCUGCUGAAGAUACAGCAACUUUAUGCUGCAGUUUAAUCUCGCUGAUAACUUUGCUCUGUAAAUCCAUUGCUGUGCAAAUGCACACUCUUAUCUGUGUUUUAAGAUAUUGAAAUAUUAAAGUUUCCUGUGUUACUAAA